UGACCACAGUCCGUUUGAGGGAGUCGACCGAAUCGCACACACGUUCUCUCUGCUCGACAAGUCGAUUAAAUUUUCAGAAAUAAUCGGUAAAAUGUCGUGUGCCUUAUCAACGUUUCUAGUCUUUAUUGGCUUCUAUGCCCUGGCCUCUUAUCUCUACGAGCAGCUAAGAACGCCGUACAAAUUGCUAAAACUCAGGUAUUUCAGCGAUACAAGACCCACUCUUAAGGAGCGUUAUGGAAAUUGGGCUGCUGUCACGGGAGCCAGCGAUGGAAUCGGCAAGGAAUAUGCCAAGGAACUGGCCAGACAGAACAUCAAUGUGGUCCUGAUCGCCAGAAGUGAGGAGAAACUCCAGGCGGUGGCCAAGGAAAUUGCAGAAGGAGGUUCUGGUGUGGAGACAAAAAUAGUGAUUGCUGAUUUUACCAAGGGCUCGCAGGUCUAUGAGCAUAUAGAAAAGGAAACAGCCAAUGUACCCAUUUCUAUACUUGUAAACAACGUUGGUUCCGGCACCCCGUCAUCCAUUCUCAAAUGGAGCCAGGAGGCGACCCAGAAUAUAAUCGACACCAAUGUGGUGGCUGUUUCCCAGUUGUCCAGGAUCUUCUUCCAACGCAUGAAGGCCGCCAAGAUCCGGGGGGCCAUUGUGAAUGUUAGUUCCGGAACGGAACUGCAGCCCCUGCCCUAUGGAGCCUACUAUGCCGCCUCGAAGGCGUACACCCGCAGUUUAACUUUGGCCCUGUAUCACGAGGCCAAGCCAUUCGGAAUCCAUGUGCAGCUGCUGUCCCCCAACUUUGUGGUGACCAAGAUCAAUUCUUACUCUAGGCAGAUCAUGAAGGGAGGUCUGUUCAUCCCAUCGGCAUCGACUUACGCCAAGAGUGCGGUGGAUCAGCUGCGAGAUGGAGUGGACGAAACUCCCGGUUACCUGUGGCACCAUGUCCAAAAUGCCGUGGCCACCGCAUUCACCUGGCGAGCUCGUACUUAUGCCGCCUUUAAAGUUUUCCGCAAAAUAUCGGAUAAGCCUAAAAAGCAGUAACAUUAUAAAAAAUUGUAAAUACAACUUAAAGAGACAAAAAUGCUUUUUUUUUAACGGUCCAAUUCGUAUUUAAAGUGUUCUAUUUCUAAAAUUGUAUUUUUUCAAUAUGAAAUAGCACACUUUUUAGCGGGGUUGCAUUUGGUUCGUGCCUUUACUAAAAGCAGUUCCAUAUUUUAAAAGCUUUUUAUGUGUUCAUUUUAGUUGUACUGAUAAUAAUUUAAAAUAAUAUGUGGUUAAUGCUUCACAAAUAAAAUGUUAUUAUAAUUA
Drosophila takahashii is the source of this 1294-nucleotide messenger RNA. Its product is annotated as hydroxysteroid dehydrogenase-like protein 1. Gene Ontology annotation, molecular function: oxidoreductase activity. NCBI's taxonomy places the organism in Eukaryota, Metazoa, Arthropoda, Insecta, Diptera, Drosophilidae. The record is from RefSeq and is a predicted model, not a curated record. Gene Ontology annotation, cellular component: endoplasmic reticulum.